Molecule: messenger RNA, 7660 nt
Organism: Anguilla rostrata (American eel)
Lineage: Eukaryota; Metazoa; Chordata; Actinopteri; Anguilliformes; Anguillidae
Product: MAM domain-containing glycosylphosphatidylinositol anchor protein 1
Exons: 18
Coding region: 920-3796 (958 amino acids)
Biological process (GO): synapse organization; homophilic cell-cell adhesion
Cellular component (GO): axon; neuronal cell body; plasma membrane
Molecular function (GO): axon guidance receptor activity; protein binding
Source: RefSeq, a predicted model, not a curated record
UUUCUCUCCCUCUCCCUCCCUCCUCUCUGAAGUCGAUCUCUUGUCACAACUGCAGGACGCACUAACUUGAGAGCGCGAGCGCAUCCGACAGUGCACUUGUGUAAAACACUGGAGAGAGAGAGCGAUAGAGAGAGGCAGAGAGAGAGAGAGAGAGAGAGAGAGAGAGAGAGAGAGAGAGAGAGGCUCUGGCUUUGGCAACCUGUUCGAAGCGCAUCAUCGGCGUCUUCGUCCUGCCUCGGACUAUAACAGACGAUAUCUUUCUCAGUCUGCGCACACACUACUACUGGAAAACCGAACUGGGAGGCGACGGGCAGGACACCAAAAGGAACGGCAACGAUUUGAGAAGGCAUAGCUCGAGAUUUAUACCAGAAAUGAGUAUGAAGAUCCAGAAAAUCGAGUUUUGAUGCUUUGCUCUGUUUUGCAUAAACGCCUGCCGGGGAAAUGUGAUAAAGAUCAUUAAUAAAAAAACAAAUAAUUAUACGCGAACUACGUCUCGCUUUUGACGAGGACGAGGCUGUCUGCCAUGGGGACGUCGCUUUUUUGGAAUUAGGGAGCUCCUGCAAAGAAUCCUUUCUAACGGCUAAAGCUUCAAAAGUUCUUUAGUCUCAUUGUGCAGGUCUGAACUGCGGACGUCGUGGAUUAUUAAAGCGGAAAAUCUUCCAGUGGAAACUAGUUUCAAUAUAAUUAUCAUUCGGGAGCAAACGGUUACCACAACUGUGGGCAGGAUAAGUAAGGAUACCCAAGUUCCGUGCUCACGUACUGCGCUGUCUCCGAGGGGAUCUCGAGAAGGGAUUAUCCUGCUCCAUCGAAACGGUGAGCGCGAGGGUGCACGAGCUAACGGCAUCUCAACCUACAUCGGAGGAGGUGAAAUACACCUCAAUACACCUCAGAGAAAGGUUAUGACGGAUCUGAGCUGAAGAUGGAGCUUUUCUGGAUUUUAUUAUUUUCUGUCAUCCAUCCCUACGCGCGAGGGCAAGGAGUUUACGCUCCAGCGAACGCUCAGAUUGUGCACUCGGGGCAGGCCUGCGUGGUGAAGGAGGACAACAUCAGCGAGAGGAUUUACACCAUCCGGGAGGGGGACACCCUGGUGCUGCAGUGUCUGGUUAAAGGACACCCUCGACCACAGGUGCGAUGGACCAAGACGGCGGGCAGCGCCUCGGAGAAGUUCCAGGAGACGUCCAUCUUCAACGAGACGCUGCGCAUCGAGCGCAUCCAGCGGGUGCAGGGCGGGCGCUACUACUGCAAGGCCGAGAACGGGGUGGGGGUCGCUGCCAUCAAGUCCAUCCGCGUAGACGUGCAGUACCUGGACAAGCCCGUCCUCACAGUGCACCAGACCCUGAGUGAUGUUCGUGGGACGUACUACCAGGAGAAGACCGUGUUCCUGCGCUGCACGGUCAACUCCAACCCUCCAGUGCGGUUCAUCUGGAAACGAGGGAACCAGCUCAUCGAGCAGAGCAAGGACAACGGAGUGGACAUCUAUGAGCCCCUAUACACACAGGGGGAGACGAAGGUUCUGAAGCUGAAGAACUUGAGGCCGCAGGACUUUGCCAACUACACGUGUGAAGUAUCCGUGCGAAAAGUGUGCGACAUCCCUGACAGCUCCGUCACCUUUCUGCUCACCACUACCACCUCCCCGCCCGCCCUGCGGCUGUCCGUUAACGAGACGCUGGUGGUGGACCCGGGGAGGGACGUGACCCUGUCCUGCGAGGUGACGGCUGGCAACCCCGCCCCCACGGUGUCCUGGUCCCGCUACCCCGGGCCCAUGCCCCCCCGAGCCCAAAUCCGGGGGGGGUCCCUGACGCUGCGCUCCGUGGCCCCCGCCGACUCGGGCUACUACAACUGCACCGCCGUCAACAGCGUGGGCAACCCCGCCAAGCGCACCGUCAACCUGAUCGUCAGAGCCAUGAGGAACCUGACCUUCCAGAUCACGCCGGACCUGAACAAGGACAGCGAGACCAUCCAGAUCGGGCGCGACCUCAAGCUGUCGUGCCACGUGGACGCCCAGCCCCAGGACAAGGUCAACUACACCUGGUACAAGAACGCGGCGCCCGUCGUGCCCUCCGACAGCCUGCUGGUCCUGCGCAGCGACCCCGACAUGGCGCCCGGCACCAGCAGCCUGGAGAUCGUGGACAUGAAGUUCCGCGACCAGGCCACCUACAGCUGCGUGGCCAGCUUCCCUGGCAGCGCCGUGCCGGAGCUCCGGGUCGACGUCAACAUCACCCAGAGCAGCGUCAUUCCUCCGGUGCUGACGGUGCCCACCGGUGGCGGAACGGUGACGGUGCGGGAGGGAUCGUGGGCGGAGCUCGUGUGCCUCGUGGACGGCAAGCCCCGCCCCCCCGUCCUCUGGUCCCGCGCGGACAAGGACCUGCCGAUGCCCUCCGGCGACUGGGCAGUGGAGACCAGGGACGGGCGCCUGCGACUGAACAACGUGACGCGGGACCUGGCGGGCACCUACCGCUGCCAGACGGCGCAGUACAACGGGCUCAACAUCAAGCGCAGGGAGGCCCAGGUCCAGCUCAUCGUGCAGUACGCCCCCAUCGUGGACCCGCCGUCGCUGGACGUGCGGUCGCCGAGCAACCUGCCGGUGACGCUGCGCUGCGCGGUGCUGAAGUCGAACCCGCAGCGCGUGGCCCGCGUGUCCUGGCUGGUGAACGGGCGGGCGCUGCGCCCCGAGGCGCUCGGCACGCAGGACCCGCCGCAGCUGCGCAUCGAGAACCUGCGUCCCGGCAACAACGGCACCUACGAGUGCAGCAUCAACAACGGCGUGGGGAGCUCCUCCUGCAUCUUUAACGUGUCCGCUCGGCCUUACAACCCGGAGUUCUACUACGAUACGCCCAACCCCAUACGCGUCCAAAAGGACAACAACUACUCCUACAACCUGCAGUGGACGCAGAAGGAGCCGACCGCGGUGGACCGGAUUGUCGGCUACUGGAUUAACUGCCAGUCCAUGUCGGCGUCCCCCCAGCUGAGGCAGACGGUCGUGUCGAAGCAGAUCACCACGAGCGAGCCGAAGAAGGGCGAGCUGCUGUCCUACCUGCUGACCGACCUGCGCAUCCCGCUGUCCUACGAGGUGUGGCUGACCCCCGUCACCAUGUACGGCCAGGGAGACGCCGCCUACCGCGUCGUCCAGUACUCGGAGCCCUACACUUACCUCAGACCGUCAGACUACGUGUGCGGCUUCGAGGACCAGAGGAUAUGCGGGUUCACUCAGGACCGCAGUGACAAGUUUGACUGGACCCGGCAGAACCAGCUGAGCCAGAACCCCAAACGCUCACCCAACACCGGGCCUGACACGGACCGGAGCGGCACCAAAGAAGGGUACUACAUGUACAUCGAGGCCUCCCGGCCCAGGCAGCCGCUGGACACCGCGCGUCUGCUGUCCCCGCUCUACAACGUCACCUCCAAGGGCCCCAAGGGCUCCAACCGCAUGCCCUACUGCAUCUCCUUCUACUACCACAUGCGUGGGAAGCACAUCGGUUCGCUGAACGUUUUUUUGCGAGUGAAGAGCAUCGCCAUGAUGGAGACGCCGGUCUGGGCCGUCUCGGGGAACCAGGGCCCCCAGUGGAAAAUGGCCAGAGUUCCAGUCACUCCCAUUGGUCCAUUCCAGGUGGUGUUUGAGGGCGUGCGGGGAGCCGGGUACGAGGGCGACAUCGCCAUCGACGACGUCUCCGUCACCAAGGGCGUGUGCAAGCAGGAAAAAUCCAUCUCCAACCAAGUGCUGUCCGGAGGGCCCACUGUGCAGCUGGACACCUUGCUGGUCUGCGUGCUCCUCUGCCUGCAGCUGUUCCACAGAUGAUGAGCACACACAGCGCCCCCUGUCUACGGAGGCAGGCACUGCCCAGAAAACGCUCUCGCGCUCGCUCUCUUUCUCUCUCUCUCUUACUACCCGCUAAACCCCCUUAGCCUCAUCCCUCUCUUUCUCUCACUUUGGAGAAGUGUAUGAAAUACCGAUUCCUCCUCCUCCACUCUGUUUUCCCUCCUGUUUGUGGUAGUCCUUCAUAGACCCUGCAUCCAUCACCCUCCCUGUUAUCCUAUCCAUCCUGUUUCUCCGCUGCUCGCCUUGUCUGUCAAAUCCUUUUGUCACCCAAUGUCACUUUCCUUCGAUUCUCAUACUCCCAGACUAUCUCUUCCCAACAUCCUCAACCCUCUCCCUCUCACACUGUCAUAACUCACACACACACACACACACACACACACACACCCUCACACACACACACGCACACACACACACACACACACACAAACACUCACGCACACCGAUGCGCACACUCACACACCUUACACACUCACACACACCCCUCACACACGCACACUCACACACUCGCACACGCACACUCACAGACACACACACACUCUCCUUUCUUCAUUCUUGCACCCUUUUCCCUUCUCCCGUUCUCCACACCCUCCCACGGCACUCCCUCACCUGUUCCAGACGCACCCAAGUGUCGAACACUCUUAACCAAAGAUGCUAUCGGACCAGAGGACAGAAGGAAGGGGGGGGCGGUAGGUGGCGGCGGUGGUGGUGGGGGCGGGGGGUGUUCUGUCCCAUAACCCCCCAAUGACCCCAUCCGACCCACCUCACCUCCAACGGGACAGGGAGGAGCCACUGGAUCAAGACUUCAGUUUUGUGAUCCGGAAAAAAAAUAAAGAGAGAGAAAAGAAAGAAACUGAAAUUCAAGAAAGGAAGUGAAACUGAAAUGGAGACAGAACUUUGCGCUUGCCUCCAGUUUUUUUUCUCCUCUGCUGGGCCAGAAGAAGACGCUGUUUGAAUGGGAUUGUAUAUUUACACGCAUUUAUCUAUAUUAAAAAAUGUUACAAACUGUAAUUACACGUCAGUGACUUUUGCGUAUGAAAAACAACUAUGGUGAAUCGAAACAGAAGAAGCACAAAUUUAUACAAUCUUUCUUUUUGUUUUCCUCUGUAGUAUUUUGUUGUCUUGUUGACCUUAGCGUACUCCUCUCUUGCCUGCCUGCUCAGAGGACCCAGGACUGUUUCAUGGGGAAAGCGGAAAUCAGAAAGGGGGUGGGGGGGAAUUCUGUUUUUGGUGAUGUGGGGUGGAGAACAUUUGCGUAGAGGGGAGUCCCAGUGUGACUUUUUAACUCCCCUGCCCCGAAAAGACUGAGGUCCGAAAUGAUCGCCGCUCCACCUCUUCAGCCACCCAGGAAAAGACAAGGCACAUCCGCCCCUCUCCUCCACCUCCAACCCCACCCCCCCACCCCCCUCCCCCCAGACAUCUCUUCUACGCUGGCUGCAUGUUGUGCAUCUCAUUGUCGGCGUUGUAGACUUCCAGUCGCGCUCUCUAUUGAUUUCGUCCUCCACAGUGGACGGGGAACACCUCCCCCCUCCUCCCCCACCCCCCUUUUUUUUAUCUACGAGGUAAAGAGGAAGAGGAACCAGGUGGUGGAAGGAAUAGAUCAAUAAUGACAUGCAAAGGCCAGUCAUUGAAACGAGGGAGGAGGAGGAGGGCGGAGAAUGGAGACCCUGGAUAAUGACUGGGCAGAGAAUGGGGGUGUGUGUUAUUAUCGUUCCAGGCUGUCACACAUGAUUCCCGAUAAUGAAUGUCACGCGUUGUGUCUCCAGCCCGGGUUCGGUUGCGGAUACGCAUCUCAUAUUGAUUGUGCUGCGUGUGGGGUGGUGGGAUAUUGAGAUCCAUACGGACCGUUUAAAAGGCAAUAUGUUCCAGAAAUGAGAUGCCUGGUGGAAAAAAAAACCGCCGAUUCACGGCUAAUCCCGUUUAAAAUUUUUUCCCUUUCAGACCUCAGGAAUUAUAAUACAAUUUGCAACAAGGUUUUUUUUUUUUUUUUUAAAGAUACUGUAUGUAGGUUUUUAAAAAAAUACAUUUAUCAGUACUCUUCAUUACAGAAAUACAAAAAAAGAAUGUAUCAUCCAUACGCUCCACAUAUCUCUCUGUACACGCUUAGAGAAGUUGAAUAUACCGAAAUAUAUUGUAAAGUGUAAUGUAGAUUGCAGUGUCUGAAAGUGGCAGUUAUUCCUACAUUUUGCCAGAGUACUCUGAAGUGCUGCAAUGUAUUGGUCAUAUAUUUUAUGUCAGUCCAUUGCAGUACAUUUACGUUUCUUUGAGGGCAUAACCACAAAUGGAAGUGUUUUAAAAGUAUCCCGAGCACAAAAUUACAAAGAUUAAUCUGAGGGUGUGUGCUGUACGUCAGGACUGUAGUCCCCCGAGAAUAACAGAACUUCAAAAUACCGCUAUUUUCCCAUCGUAUUUCCUCGUUAUCUCAUUAUCUUACCGUUAUCUCCUCAGAAGGAAAAGAACACGAAAAGUAUUUCGUUUCUUACUCUCAAAGUGGGCGACGGUGUGUGUGGCCGCCGUGUGGGCCUGUUUUUGCGCUUCCAUGGAAACGUGACCGUGGCUUUUGGACGCGCGGGAGACCCGGUUACGAACGGGGCAGGAACGAGAGACCCAGACGCCCGACCCCCUUUAUUCGCGGGACACUUAGCGUGCGCGGGAGAGGAGUUUCGAGUUCACAGAAGUGGCUGGAUGCCCCACCGAACUGAUAAUUUGUGUCUGCAAGUCGUCACCUUGGAUCUACCCUGAAAAGUUCUACCGUGUAAUGCAAUUAAGACACGACAAAUAUAUCUAAUCUAUUGUGAUUGGGGCUGGUUUCUCAGUCCCAGAUUAAGUCCACUUCUGGACUAAGCAGAAAGCUCAAUGGAGAAGUUCCACUGAAAGAGCUUUAUUAAGCCCAGAAAUUUGGGCCUUAGUAUGGGCCCGAGGAACCAGCCGCUUGGCAAAGAACUGAUGUUCUGCGUGUACUCCAGGUCAUGGCCUUUCCCACUUAGCUUGCCAGAUGGCUGUUUGUGUGUUUGCUCAUAGGACCGUCGGUGUUGAACAACUUUUCCCUACGCUUGUAUCUCCUCUCCUUGAAGUGUCAUGCCUGCCACACAACCAUAGCCAAGGACCCCGGCUUGCAUAACCACGCUCGCUAACUCGCUCGUUUACAUAUAUCCUAAAAGCAUAGCGUCGCCAGCUCGCCUUCUGACAGCUCGUCCUUGCGUCUCGUUCGGAGUUCUGCGGCGUUCCGUGUUCCGUCCCAGCCUCCGAGACUCCGUUUUCCCGCCGGGGGGGGAGGGGGCGGGAACGGUAACCACGGCAGCAGGGAAUCAGGCAUCUCAUUUCUGCUCUGUUUGCAUGGAGCAGCUGAGCUCCUCUGGCGCAGCCCUCUGUGUACAACUACUCCCCCCCCCCCCCAUGGUUAUGUGUGUGGGCAGUGUUACGCAUACAUAAACGGCGUUACGAAUAUUCCAUAGACCGCCACCAGGGGCACUGUCUAGGGGAGGAGGAAUGGGCCCUGACUAACAGAGGCCCUAAAAAAGAUAUUAGAACACAGGAUUUUCUGUGGGGCCCAAAGUCCCUGGCUGUGCCCCUGAUCGCUACCUCCAACGCCAUGCUUUUAGAGUAGCAUUAAUAAACUCAUAUUCUGUAAUGUACUGUAUAAACAAGAUUCCGUGUAAAUAUCAGACAUGAGUUAUCAUGACAUUAAUGUAUUCAUUCUCAGUAUGAAUGCAUGACUUGGGACUGAGAGACUGGUCGAAAAGAAAAAAUAGCGAAAUAGCUGGUGAAAUUCAAUUCUAAAGAUGCAACGAAUGGUGGUGACACUUCCAUCUUCAGAAUACGCCAUUUUGGGAAAGCUGAUGGAAA